AUGUUGGAGGAUGUGAUGGCGAAAACGGUUACCGCGGACAUGAAAGAACGGAAAGUGUUUGUGUUUGCUCACAACAUGCGAGGGUUUGAUUCAUCUUUUGUUUUGCAGUUGUUGUAUGAUAAGGGUUACAAAGUCGAAAAGGUCUUGAGUAUGGGGGCUAAAUUUUUGUCGUUUCAGUGUGGAAAUAUGAUUUUUCGGGAUUCUUUGAAUUUUUUUAACAUGCCUUUAGAACGCUUGCCGGCUACAUUUAAUUUGAAGGAAGCGCAUAAGGGUUUCUUCCCUUAUUCUUACACUUCUGAAGACAAGAUUUAUUACGUUGGUCCCUACCCAAAAGCAGAAGAAUACCAUCCAGAACGUAUGAAUGAAAAACGGCGAAAGGAAUUUUUAACUUGGCACAAAGAAAAAGUUAACAGCAGCGCCAUUUUCGACUGUCAAAAAGAACUAUCUGCGUACCUGAAAAGCGAUGUGCAAGUCUUAACCCAAUCCCUGGAAACAUUUGCCAGUGAAAUGUUAGAGCUGACUGGCAUAGACCCUACGGUGGAAUGUGUCACCAUUGCCAGUACCGCUUUUAAAGUGUUUCAAAAGAAGUUUUUGGAGCCGUACACGAUUGCCUUGGAACCCCUCGGCGGAUGGCGCCAUAACCAGCAGAACCAGAGUGUGGAAGCCCUGCAGUGGUUAGAAUUUCAAAAUGCCAAGAUUGGCGGCGGCAUUCAGGUAACUAGUCUUUUACACACUUAAGAAUUUAAGUUGCAGUCAAAGUCUACACUUAAGAAAAAUUAGUUGUAGUGUUUUACCUUAAAUAUCAGGUCGCGAAAUGUUUGUGACUGUGCAAAUAGGAUUGCACGCUUGCAUUCAAAAAUAACAAGCAUUUGUAUGGGAAAUGUGCUAAAAAAGUCUACACUUAAGAAAAUUUAUUUGCAGUGUUUUACUGUAUUUUUCAGUGUGCGAAGUGUUUACUACUGCGCAAACGCAAAUGCACGAUCGAAAAAUUAUAAUCUGCGCACCGCGCAGAAAACAAUAAUAUUAUUUUUUCUCUUUUACAGCAUGUACGAAAUUCAUUGAAUGGGGAAGUCAAAGUGAUCACCCCUGCUCAAUCGUACAGUGUGGAUGGGUUUCACGCAGCCAGCAAUACCGUGUACGAGUAUAAUGGAUGCAUUUUUCACGGCUGUCGAAAAUGUUACCCAAAGCAAGGAAACCUGAAACGCUUCUGCCAUCCAGAUCGAACCGUGGACGAAGUCUAUGAAGCAACGCUAAAUAAAGCAGCCAUCCUCCGCGACGCAGGCUACAACGCAGUGGAAAUGUGGGGGUGUGACUUUGCCAAGCAGAAAGAAACCGACCCAGAGCUGGCCGAAUUCCUGGAAAACUUUGAAUUUGUUCCGCCGCUUGAACCGCGAGACGCAUUCUUUGGAGGGUGA
Molecule: messenger RNA, 1415 nt
Organism: Porites lobata
Lineage: Eukaryota; Metazoa; Cnidaria; Anthozoa; Scleractinia; Poritidae
Source: the annotation of a GenBank genome assembly